CUCCAGCAGCGUCAGUGGGAGGCAGGAGGGCUCACCGGGCAGAAGCGUUGGAAUGGGGUGCGUUGGGCAGCCCCCGGCAAUGCCCCUGCCCUGCGCUUGAGGAGGCCAUGGAGCUGCGAGUCGUCCUCCUGCUGCUGCUGCUCUGCUUCCCAGGUCUCCAAGCCCAAACACCUGGGGAGGUGAGCAAACGCGAAGGAAGCAACCUCUCUGUCCUGUGUCCUUACCUAGCAGAGGAUGAGUACCGGGAAUUGAAAUCCUGGUGCCGCUGGACAGGUCAAGGAUAUCAGCGUCAAGUGGUAUUAAUGGGCACAAUAACGUACCCGUACACAGACCGGGCCAGACGGGGGUAUGUUACCAUACAGGAUGACCCCAUACACAGGAAUUUUUCUAUCACCAUGACUGACCUCCAGGUAGAGGAUUCAGGCACAUAUUACUGUGCUUACAGUCACAGCAACAUUCCACUGAAGAGGAUCUCGCUGAAUGUUUUCAAGGAGUUUCACAAGUGGGAGUUGGACAGUCUCUCUGUGCAGUGCCCGUACCCUGGCCAGGUUUACCUCUAUGGAAGAAAAGCCUGGUGCCGAUAUGUUGAUCAGACUGGCACGUGUGAACUCGUGGUGAGCACAGAUACCACUUACACAUGGAGUAUCAACAAAGCCCAGAAAGACAGAGCCUCGAUCCAGGAUGACACCCAGAAAAGGACCGUCACCAUCACCAUGGAGAAGCUGCAGGCACAGGACUCCGGCGUGUACUGGUGUGCGCUCUACACGCCCUACACAGCCAUUCAUCUCACCCGGCUAAUGGAGGUCCGGCUCUCUGUGGACAAGCGUCUCCAAGCCCAAACACCUGGGGAGGUGAGCAAACGCGAAGGAAGCAACCUCUCUGUCCUGUGUCCUUACCUAGCAGAGGAUGAGUACCGGGAAUUGAAAUCCUGGUGCCGCUGGACAGGUCAAGGAUAUCAGCGUCAAGUGGUAUUAAUGGGCACAAUAACGUACCCGUACACAGACCGGGCCAGACGGGGGUAUGUUACCAUACAGGAUGACCCCAUACACAGGAAUUUUUCUAUCACCAUGACUGACCUCCAGGUAGAGGAUUCAGGCACAUAUUACUGUGCUUACAGUCACAGCAACAUUCCACUGAAGAGGAUCUCGCUGAAUGUUUUCAAGGAGUUUCACAAGUGGGAGUUGGACAGUCUCUCUGUGCAGUGCCCGUACCCUGGCCAGGUUUACCUCUAUGGAAGAAAAGCCUGGUGCCGAUAUGUUGAUCAGACUGGCACGUGUGAACUCGUGGUGAGCACAGAUACCACUUACACAUGGAGUAUCAACAAAGCCCAGAAAGACAGAGCCUCGAUCCAGGAUGACACCCAGAAAAGGACCGUCACCAUCACCAUGGAGAAGCUGCAGGCACAGGACUCCGGCGUGUACUGGUGUGCGCUCUACACGCCCUACACAGCCAUUCAUCUCACCCGGCUAAUGGAGGUCCGGCUCUCUGUGGACAAGCGACCAGCUGCAACAACGUUGUCGGUUACUACAGGCAUGAGUCAAACUAACCCUCCUGGCAACAGCACACAACCACUCCCAGAUGUAAACACCUACAUCAUAAUCUCUGUGGUCCUGUACCUCCUACUCCUCCUGGUAGUUAUCAUCUUGAUAACAUCGUGCAUCAGGCACCACAAAAAGCUGAAGAGAAGAGGUAACAGGCAAGCAGAGGACACCUGUGACAAACCAGAGGACACAACGCAGCUUGAGAGCACUGAAAGAAUGGGAAGUCCCAAGGAUGACAGCAAAGACCUAAAAUAUGUUACCCUGGACUUUAAAUCCCAACGCAGCCCUGAGGAACCUCUCUACUGUAAUGUUGAACCGGAUCAGGCUCCCAAGAACCUCAAAGAUGAAAAUGUGGAAUAUGCUAUCAUUGCACGUGAUUAACGACAAAAAACAAAGAAUGAAGCACAGAACCCCACAACAAUCCAGAAAUGGGAGGAAUGAACUGGAAAAAGAACUGGAAUAGAAAGUGAGAAUGGGGAAUAGAAAAUGUGUGCAUGGACACUGGGGAAAGAGCUAUGGUUUUGCUGUCAUGUGUAUGUUGCCUAUGCAUUUUAAGACCUCUCUCCUAUUAGAGGCCAGUAGAGAAUUUUGUCACAAGUAUGCAAAUUCUCUCAGGCCAGACAGAGGUGCUGGUUAAUUCUCAGGAUCCCUUGCACAUUUGCUUUUUUUUUUUUUUUUUUUUGAUUCUAUUAAAAUGCAGACUGUUAUGGAGAGGCAGGUGUGGAGGAGUAUCCUUUUGAAAAAGAGCAGUAUUUGCCUGGCCAUGGAUGGGUUUGGUAUUUCAACUAUAUUCACUGGUAGAAGCUCUAUCCCACUCCUAAGGACUCAGUUAUUAUGGCCAGGCAAACUUAUUCCAGUGUUCUAGGAUUAAACUCUCACCUUGCUACCACUGGAUUCAUUUGC
This is a messenger RNA of Cygnus olor (mute swan), 2444 nucleotides long. RefSeq names its product polymeric immunoglobulin receptor-like. Gene Ontology annotation, molecular function: signaling receptor activity. The record is from RefSeq and is a predicted model, not a curated record. The transcript has 9 exons. Gene Ontology annotation, cellular component: cell surface. Bases 108 to 1922 code for a protein of 604 amino acids. Lineage: Eukaryota; Metazoa; Chordata; Aves; Anseriformes; Anatidae.